AUGUGUUCGGACUGUCAGAUCGGAACAUACGAUCGAUCGGGCUUACAGAAGGAGUCCACCAUCCCCCGAGCAUUAUUUCUUCUCCAUACCGCUAAGCCUGAUCAGCGGGCCGCCUCACCAAUUUGGCAGGUGAGCAGGGGAAAAUCUCAACAUCUGAUGGGCUCGCCUAGCGGCUUUCUCUGCCUUCUUCAAGAAUAUUUAAAAUCCGUUGCUAUACUUCUAUCCACCUCGGAUCGGAAGAAUGAGACCAUCAAUAGGACACGAGAACGAGAACCAGAGGGCUCCGGGUUCCAGAAGUAAUGUAACCAUCUUACACCUCUAGCCUGCUUUUCAGGCCACUUUCCUUUUUCGCUCUGGUUGUCCCGUUCCCCUAAAAAUGCUCUACGAUACUUUUCGCACUUUUACUGCUGGUCCCAGGAUGCAAUAGGCUGCAGAUUGCCAACGGCUGGAGUCGCCAAGGUCUUCUAGGGAUCUUUCCCGCCUCCCCAAUCCAUGAUCCCAUGCCCGUUUCCGCAUGGGAAGGGCCAAAGAAGGGGAAAAGGAAGCCACGAAAAGAAAGGGAUAACUAUGCAUGGGACUUUUAUGUCGUCAUAUGCACUAAGAAACAAAGACCCCAAGUGGA
Messenger RNA from Trichophyton rubrum CBS 118892, 622 nucleotides. RefSeq lists its product as uncharacterized. Bases 1 to 300 code for a protein of 99 amino acids. The record is from RefSeq and is a predicted model, not a curated record. The transcript is spliced from 2 exons. Lineage: Eukaryota; Fungi; Ascomycota; Eurotiomycetes; Onygenales; Arthrodermataceae.